AUGGAGGAGCGUGCCAAAGCCUUGAAGACGGCCAAGGCGGAAGCCUUGCAAGCCAAGGCUUCGGAGGUGGAGCCGGAGCAGAGAACUCGGGUCCAGUUCGGAGACGUGGUGCAGCGGCCCCCCAUCUUCAGCCGGGAGGCGCUGAAGCUGGGCGCCAGGGCGAAGAGUGCGAAGCCCGGGAUGCUGGCGGCCAAGAACCUGGCAGACUACGCCUCCAAGGUGCAGAACGCCUAUGAGGAGGUGAAGCGGAAGCGACGUGAAGCAAGCCAAGCGAAUACGUUGGGCAGGUGA
Molecule: messenger RNA, 291 nt
Organism: Effrenium voratum
Lineage: Eukaryota; Dinophyceae; Suessiales; Symbiodiniaceae
Source: the annotation of a GenBank genome assembly